AUGGUCCUAGAACCAAACGUCCUUCUCUCAUGGGUCUUCUUAUGCAUAGCUGCAACAAUCUCCAGCACACUUUUCUUCUUCCGCAAGAAACAUCACCGGUUCGUAUCAAAGAAGAUUCAGAAGAAGAAGAAGCUACCUCCUGGAGAAAUGGGACUUCCAUGGGUUGGUGAAACAAUGGACUUCUACAAAGCUCAAAAAAGCAACAGAUUGUUUGAGGAUUUCGUAAGUCCAAGGAUCGUCAAACAUGGGAACAUCUUCAAGACAAAAAUCAUGGGAUCACCAACAAUAGUAGUCAACGGAGCUGAAGCCAAUAGACUAAUAUUGUCAAAUGAGUUUAGCUUGGUGGUGAGCUCGUGGCCUUCAUCGUCUGUUCAGCUAAUGGGCAGGAACUGCAUCAUGGCUAAGCAAGGCGAGAAGCAUCGAGUCCUUAGAGGGAUUGUAGCUAAUAGCCUUAGCUACAACGGGUUGGAGUCCAUUGUACCUAAGCUCUGUGACACCGUUAAGUUUCAUCUUGAAACUGAAUGGCAAGGCAAGGAAGAGAUUAGCCUCUACCGUUCGGCAAAAGCACUUACUUUCACUGUAGUCUUUGAGUGUUUGUAUGGGAUUAAAGUGGAGCUUGGGAUGUUAGAGAUCUUUGAGAGGGUUUUAGAAGGAGUGUUCGCUAUGCCUGUUGAGUUUCCUUGUUCUAAGUUUGGUAGAGCGAAGAAGGCAAGGGUAGAGAUAGAGACAUUUCUUGUUGGGAAGGUUAGGGAGAAGAGAAGAGAAAUGGAAGAAGAUGCUGAGAAGCCAAACACAACACUUUUCUCGAGGCUAAUAGAAGAGUUGAUCAAAGGUGUGAUAACCGAAGAAGAGGUUGUAGAUAAUAUGGUUUUGUUAGUGUUUGCAGCUCAUGACACAACCUCUUACGCCAUGGCCAUGACUUUCAGGAUGUUAGCUCAGCACCCAACUUGCCGUGACACUCUCCUACAAGAACAUGUUCGGAUAAAAGCAAACAAAGGAGGAGAACGUCUUACAGUGGAAGAUGUGAAAAAGAUGAAGUAUAGUUGGCAAGUUGUUCGCGAAACAAUGCGACUAUCCCCUCCAAUCUUCGGUUCCUUUAGAAAAGCAGUAGCAGAUAUUGAGUAUGGAGGAUUCACAAUCCCUAAAGGGUGGAAGAUACUUUGGACAACUUAUGGAACUCAUUAUAAUCCUGAAAUAUUUCAAGAUCCAGUGAGUUUUGAUCCAACAAGGUUUGAUAAGCCAAUACAGGCAUAUACAUAUCUUCCAUUUGGAGGUGGACCAAGGCUUUGUGCAGGUCACCAACUAGCAAAAAUUAGCAUUCUCGUUUUCUUGCAUUUCGUCGUUACCCAUUAUGAUUGGUCCUUAGUUUACCCAGAGGAGACAAUCAUCAUGGACCCUCUCCCAUUUCCAUCCCUUGGAAUGCCAAUCAAAAUUUCUCCCAAGGAGUCAUAGAAUAGAGACAUGGGUAUGUUGUAGUCUGUAUGUAUGCAAUAUUCAAAGUCCACCACCACAAGUUCUAGACUUGUAUUGACUAGAAAAGAAACGAAUGAGAUUGAAUGUUUUCUUUGCACUUCAGUGUAAGUAGCACAAGUACCAUGUUUAUGUAUAAAUGCUUUUCCUAAGUUACAAGUUCAUGGAUC
Molecule: messenger RNA, 1640 nt
Organism: Capsella rubella
Lineage: Eukaryota; Viridiplantae; Streptophyta; Magnoliopsida; Brassicales; Brassicaceae
Product: taxadiene 5-alpha hydroxylase
Exons: 3
Coding region: 1-1452 (483 amino acids)
Biological process (GO): sterol metabolic process
Molecular function (GO): heme binding; iron ion binding; monooxygenase activity
Source: RefSeq, a predicted model, not a curated record